AGCGAGUGGUCUUCGUCGCGAAUCUCUUGAGUCAUCCAAGACGAUCCUCGGAUGAGAAGAGUCAUCGUCCGUAGUCUUCCUCGAUCGCCAUUCAUUGUCUGCCCGCCUCGACUCACUUCAAUCCCCCGCUACUGCUCAACGAUGUCUGCAAGUGACGCUACGGCACUGCAGGCCCAGCACGAUGCACUCGGCAACAAGGUGCGCCAGCUCAAGGCAGACAAGGCCCCCGCCGACGAGAUUGCCGCCAACGUGACAGAGCUCAAGGCGCUCAAGGAGAAGAUGGCGUCACUCGGCCUCGGCCCCGCCUCUGCAAAUGGCAGUGGAGGCAAGGCGGGGAAGCAGGGAGGAGAAGGAGGAGGCUCUUCGGCGGCGGCCUCUUCGAGCAAGUACACGCUCAAGACGCCCAAGGGAACCCGGGACUGGGAGCCCCUGUCCAUGUCGCUCCGCACAAAGAUCUUCGACACCAUCACGACAGUGUUCAAGAAGCACGGUGCUGUCACCAUCGACACGCCCGUCUUUGAGCUCAAGGAGAUCCUGUCGGGAAAGUACGGCGAGGACAGCAAGCUCAUCUACGACUUGCAAGACCAGGGCGGCGAGCUCUGCAGCCUGCGAUAUGACCUGACCGUCCCGUUCGCUCGCUUCGUGGCCAUGAAUUCGGCAGAGUACGGAAACAUCAAGAGGUACCAUGUUGCAAAGGUCUACCGAAGAGAUCAGCCGGCAAUGAGCAAGGGCCGCUUCCGAGAAUUCUACCAGUGCGACUUUGACAUCGCCGGCGUUUAUGAUCCCAUGCUGCCCGAUGCCGAGAUCCUGCUGAUUGUCGUCGAGACACUCGAUGCCCUGGGCCUUGAGGGAUUCACUAUCAAGCUCAACCACCGCAAGAUUCUCGACGGCAUCUUUGACGUCUGUGGAGUGCCUUCGGACAAGACGAGGGCCAUCUCGAGCGCAGUUGACAAGCUGGACAAGAGCCCGUGGGAGGAGGUGCGAAGGGAGAUGACCGAGGACAAGGGUCUUGACGGCGGCGUGGCCGACAAGAUUGGUACCUACGUCUCACGAAAAGGUGGGAGGGAGCUCGUCGAAGCGCUCCAGGCCGAUGAGGGUCUUAAAGGACACAAGAAGGCUGUCGAGGGGCUAAACGACAUGGCGCUGCUGUACGAUUACCUCGACAUCUAUGGUGUAAGCGACAAGAUGUCGUUUGACCUGAGCCUGGCUCGAGGCCUCGACUACUACACAGGCAUCAUCUACGAGGCCGUCACGUCUGCCUCGGCCCCGCCGAGCUUCGUCGCUGGAAGCAGCGCCACCGAGGCGGCCACGGCCCCCGCGACGACGGCGCCGUCAAAGUCGGCAAAGAAGGACAAAGCGGCCAAGGACGGCGACGAUGCCUUUGACGAGUCAAAGGUGGGCGUGGGAUCCAUUGCAGCAGGAGGUCGUUACGACAACCUGGUCGGCAUGUUCUCGAACUCCAAAAAGCCCGAUGCGGUGCCAUGUGUGGGCGUCAGCGUUGGUGUGGAGCGCGUCUUUGCCAUCAUGAUGGCCCGGCUCCGCGAGCAGGAGGAGAAGGGCAUCAAGUCAGACGUUCGAGCAAAGGAUGUCGACGUCUUCAUCAUGAGCAUGGGUGGCGACGGUCAGCUCAAGGAGCGGAUGAAGGUGGCCAAGAUGCUGUGGGACGCAGGCGUCAAGACGGAGUUCCUCUACAAAGGCAAGCCCAAGCCUGCACCGCAAUGGACGGCCAUUGAAAAGGCCCAGACACCAUUGGCCGUCAUGAUUGCACCUGACGAAUGGAAGCAGGGAAGCGUCGUCGUCAAGGAACAAAAGGGACGAGAGUCGGAGGAAGGCCAGGGUAAGGGCGAGACUGUAAAGGUGGACGACCUCGUCGCAUACAUCAAGGCCAAGCUGGCUUCCUUUUAGAUGCAAUCAAUGCAGCGCAUUGCAACACUAUACGCACUGGGUGUGAUCACUCGAGUUCCUCUUUUGAAAUUCUUCUGACUUUUCGACGCCUGGCAAUCUGAAAGACUACCUGCU
Molecule: messenger RNA, 2019 nt
Organism: Acaromyces ingoldii
Lineage: Eukaryota; Fungi; Basidiomycota; Exobasidiomycetes; Exobasidiales; Cryptobasidiaceae
Product: histidyl-tRNA synthetase
Exons: 2
Coding region: 142-1905 (587 amino acids)
Biological process (GO): mitochondrial translation; tRNA aminoacylation for protein translation
Cellular component (GO): mitochondrion
Molecular function (GO): aminoacyl-tRNA ligase activity; ATP binding
Source: RefSeq, a predicted model, not a curated record